Theobroma cacao (cacao) is the source of this 1576-nucleotide messenger RNA. NCBI's taxonomy places the organism in Eukaryota, Viridiplantae, Streptophyta, Magnoliopsida, Malvales, Malvaceae. The record is from RefSeq and is a predicted model, not a curated record.
AGACAACUGGAGCUCAAUAGCUCAAAAGAAGAAAUUUAGAUGAGGACUAUACUUAUAGCAAGUUUACUUCUCUGCUGAUCUCAUCUUGAGACAGUUACUUUUCUUGGCCUAGAAAAAAGGUUUCACCUGGAUAUCAAGAAGAAAGAAGAAGAAUUGCUGAUCUUAUAAUGGCUGGUGGCAGUGACAAUUUUAGCCUUUCAGGGCCCAAACACCUAAAUAGUAUUGAUUGGAACAACGCCCAUCAUCGAAGGUCUGUAGCAGCCAGUUUGGUUGAGGGUGUCUACGUUCUGGAAGCUGACCGUCAGGCAAACCGUCGGGAUUCUCAAUCUCUUGCUCCUCCAUGGUGGGAGUUUUUCCACUUUAAGCUGAUUCGUCAGCUUGUUGAUGAUGCUGAUCAUUGCAUCUUCGGUGCUAUUUUUGAAUAUAAACCUCCAAAGUAUGCAAAUUAUCGCAAAGACUCAACUGGGAGAAGCCCCCGUUAUGUAAUUGCCUUCCGCGGUACCUUAAUCAAACUAGAUUCCUUUGCAAGAGACCUUCAGUUGGAUAUCCAGAUAAUCCGAAAUGGACUCCACCAGACUACUCGCUUUGGGAUUGCCAUGAAAGCCGUUCGAGACAAGGUUGCUGAAGUGGGUGAUUCAAAUGUCUGGUUAACUGGUCAUUCCCUUGGGGCAGCCAUGGCAAUGCUGGCUGGAAAAACUAUGGCCAGGACAGGCAAAUUUCUGGAAGCGUUCCUGUUUAAUCCCCCAUUCUUUUCUGCCCCCAUUGAGAGAAUCAAAGAUAAGAAAGUGAAACAUGGACUUCGGUUUGCAGGCAGUGUAAUCACCGCUGGACUUGCUAUUGCUUCUGCUACAAAGGGUAAAUAUAACAAUGCAAGUAACAAUGGAAAUGGAUAUGAAGAAAAUUUGUUUUCCGUUAUAUCUGGAUGGAUCCCAUGCCUAUUUGUGAAUCAGGCAGACCACAUAUGCUCUGAAUACAUUGGUUACUUCGAGCACAGGAAAAAGAUGGAAGAGAUUGGAGCUGGGGCUAUUGCGAGGUUUGCAAGCCAGCACUCAUUGGGAGGUCUAGUCAUGAAUAUGAUGGGAGUACAAGGUGUGGAAACCGCAGAACCGCUGCAUCUGCUUCCUUCAGCAAAUCUAACAGUGAAUCUAAAUCCUUCAAAAGAUUUCAUGGGAGCCCAUGUGCUAUGCCAGUGGUGGAGGCCUGACCUGAACUUGAACUGCGGUGUUUACAAAUACAAAUAGUGGAUUAAGGAAGCAUAGAUUUUUCUUCCUUGUAUCUCCAAGUACUGCUUGAUAUAUACGGACCAGUUAUCUAGUGAAAAAUGAUACAGGAUUUAUAGCAACAACUGAAAAAAAAGAGAGAAAAAACUAAUAAUUUGUAAUUCCUAAUAUAUAGUUUCUUGGAGUUUGAGGCUUGUUUAAGCCUUGGUGUCGUGUCCUGUCCUGUCCUAUCUUUUGCCUUGCAAAUGCAGCAUUUGCAAGCAUUUUGUUACAACAUUUACUGUAUUAAGUUUCGUUGUUAAGUCAAUUUAGUUUAGUUUGGCAAGCAAUGAGAUAACGCCUGUUAUUAAAACUGA